Brassica rapa (field mustard) is the source of this 1899-nucleotide messenger RNA. Its product is annotated as putative F-box/kelch-repeat protein At3g43710. Lineage: Eukaryota; Viridiplantae; Streptophyta; Magnoliopsida; Brassicales; Brassicaceae. The record is from RefSeq and is a predicted model, not a curated record. Gene Ontology annotation, molecular function: protein binding.
UAUGUGUUUCUGCUGUUUUUGUCUUAAUGAGAAAUCUAAUCGAAAAGAUUUGUUAAAACUACUAGUAGUAGUAUUAGUUUUUUGUCGUUUAAUGUUUUUGGAAAAAUCGAUUUGUGAAAUUUUUAAAAUAUAAUUUACUUAAUAUGAAGAGAUAUAUACAAAAGGAAAUUUAAAGAGAAAAGUCAAAGCCUGCUAAAAGGAAAGAGAGGUAGAGUAGAGCACUCUCGGCUAUAAAAGGUUGACAAGGUCAAUACAAAGAAUCAUUCGUAGCAAAUAAGAGUAGAGAACUAGAGAGAGCAAUAGAGAAAAGAAUAAGUGAUCACACCAAGAAAUUGUGUAAACCCGUUGCUUGAUGGCAAAACUGAUCGGAGAAGAGCCACCGGUUAAAAGAAGAAGGAUGACGUUUAAUAUUCUGAUGCUUCCUGAUGAUUUGCUAUUGAAUUGUUUAGCUCGUAUCUCUAGAUUACACUACCCAAUUAUAUCCUUAGUCUCCAAGAGAUUGCGCUCUAUCCUUACUUCUUCCGAGCUUUACCAAACACGAACCCUCUUAGGCCGCACCGAGAGUUGUCUCUACGUGGGCUUAUCAGUCCAUCAUGAUUCUAAGCCGCUACGUUGGUUUACUCUCUGCCGGAGACCAAAUAGCUCGAGGAAAGUUUUGGUCCCAGUUUCAUCUCCCCAUCAAUCUCUCCCCGAGUUCUGGCCAGCUAUUGCACUCGUUGGUACCAAUGUAUACGUCAUUGGUGGUUUAAGAAAUAAGAUUGCGUCUUCUAGCGUCAUGGUCAUGGACUGUCAUUCUCACACAUGGACUGAGGCCCCAAGCAUGCUUGUACCACGUCAGAGCCCAUUUGUUUGCGUUCUUGAUGGGAAAAUAUAUGUAGUAGGAAGCCAGAAAGACAAAACCACCUGGAUGGAGGUAUUCGAUACAAAGACUGGUAACUGGGAGUUUGUGCCGGGUCCUAGCGAAGAAAUAUGCAAAAGAGCUACUAGGUACCGAUGCAUAGGGUAUGGUGGAAAAGUUUACGUGACAGCUGAGAAAGGUGAUACAUAUGAGCUGAAUAGAGGUAGAUGGAGAAGAGGACCCUUGUUCAUCGAUAGGGCUGGUUUCAGUUCAUCUUUUUGUGUGAUAGACAACGUGCUGUAUCGUUGUAAUAGCUGUAUGAUCGAUUGGUAUGACUCUGAGGAAAAUUUGUGGGAAACGGUUAAGGGUUUGAAGGGAUUGGUUCCCUUUUAUUCGGGUUACAUCCAUGCUAAAGCGGCCAAUCAUGGUGGAAAAAUGGUGAUUUUAUGGGAGGAGAAAGUGUAUGUUAACAAGCUUCCUCAUGAGACAAAGAUUUGGUGUGCGGAAAUUACUAUUGAAAGACGCCAGAAAGAGAUGUGGGGGACCCCUGACUGGUUUGAAGUUGUCUUGUCUACAAAAAAUGAGCGAUUUGAUCAAUUAUCAUAUGUUUUUUUCUGCUACUCUUUGAUGAAUACCACAGGAGAAACAUUGUUCAGUUUUUAAAUUUCCUUCGAAAAAAAAUAUUUUGUCUAUUUACGAAAGGCUUUGGUUCUAAGAUGUAUGAUUCCCUCUUGAAACACCUCUAAUUCUUUGCGGUUGGAGUUUUGCAGGAUAAUAAGCUAGCCAGACAAGUUAAACAGCCUAGUAGACCCUGAAUCGAAUUUUGGAAGCUUAUCCUUUAAGCCUCUCACCUGAACUUUGAGCUUGUUGUUCUUCUAAAAGCAGAACAAACGGCCGUUUAUGACACAGGAAGGAUAUAUCAGUGAGAUUAUUGGCUGUCUCACAGAUCAAAACAGAGGAAAGGUGCAACGUUUCCUUCUGAGAUACGUUUUUCAGGUUUCUUUAUUUGCUAUCUGGUCUGAAAGAAACCGAAGAAGACAUGGGGAAGACUCUCGUACACC